Messenger RNA from Cololabis saira (Pacific saury), 1287 nucleotides. It is a transcript of the gene ca15b, whose product is annotated as carbonic anhydrase XVb. Bases 76 to 1026 code for a protein of 316 amino acids. The record is from RefSeq and is a predicted model, not a curated record. NCBI's taxonomy places the organism in Eukaryota, Metazoa, Chordata, Actinopteri, Beloniformes, Belonidae. Gene Ontology annotation, molecular function: carbonate dehydratase activity; zinc ion binding. Gene Ontology annotation, cellular component: plasma membrane. The transcript is spliced from 9 exons.
AAGAAUAUAAAAGGGAGGCAGAACACCUGUGGGUCUUAGAGGGCAGAAAGGACGGAGUUUACCUGUGCUUCAAAGAUGAACUCGUUUGUAGCAGUUGUAGUUGCGGUGUGCGUCUUUGCGCCAGGCGCUCACGGUGCCGCAGACUCAGUCGCUUGGUGUUACCACAAUUCAACUUGCAAUGACGCCACCUGGCCGACUAUUGCAGCUAAAUAUUGUAAUGGCUCGCGUCAGUCUCCCAUCAACAUCAUCUCAGCAGACGCAACUGUCAACGACAACCUGGUUGCAUUCAGCUUUGAGCAGUAUGACAACACCUCAGCUCUGGACAAGAUCGAGAACACUGGAAAGACGGUGAAAGUGGUAUUGAAAUCUGGUGUCAAGAUUUCUGGAGGUGCCUUGUCUGAAGCUUACGACAGCCUGCAGUUCCAUCUGCACUGGGGGAGCGGCUCAUCUAUGCCCGGCUCUGAGCACACUGUGGAUGGCAAGCGUUAUCCUAUGGAGUUGCACAUUGUAAACAGCAAGUCAUCCCUUAAUAAGAACUUGAGUCUUAUUCUUGCGGACCCUGAAGGACUUGCUGCUCUUGGGUUCUUCAUUGAGGCAACGUCAGGUGAUGAAACUGGCCAGCCUGCUAGCUGGAACACUUUGACCUCCUACUUGAAGAACAUCACACUGGCAGGUCACUCAGUUGCAAUGACACCUGGGCUUUCUCUGAAUGAUCUCCUGACUGGGGUGGACCGCACAAAGUAUUACCGCUACCUCGGCUCCUUGACCACCCCCCUCUGCAAUGAAGCUGUGGUAUGGACUGUGUUCAAGGAUACAAUCAAAGUCAGCAAAGAUCUGAUUAAUCAUUUCAGCACAAUGCUGCACAUCUCCAACACUACAGAUUCACCUUUGAUGGUCAACGUCUUCCGAAAUAUCCAGCCAGCGCAGCCAGUCACAACACAGCGCGCCGCCAGUAGCGGCUCUGCCACCAAACUCAGCUCCCUGGCCAGUUUGAUGCCUCUCGGCCUGCUUCUCUGGAGGAAUUAGAGUAAAAUAUAACCAAAGCUAAGGUUUCAGAGAACCAGGCCAACCUGUUGGUGGAUUUUACUUAUUUUAAUGUUUAAGUAUUCACUGAGAGCUUAAAUUGGCACCCUCAAACCAGCUUGUGUAGCAGUACUAACAUUUGAUCAAUGUUUUCUAAAUGACUCUGAACCAUACAAGACCAUUUUAAUACUCAGUAUAGCUCUCCAUUGAUGAAGUUUGGACAUGACAACUCUGUUCUAAUAAAGUUGCCCCUGAUGUUGUCUA